UGGCUCUUUUUAUUCUAGCAGAGAUAUUCGAGUUAGUAAUGGCAUUUGAUGCUCUACGAUUACGGAACAUUAUACAGCUCCUGGGGAUCAUUCUCUUUCAUGGAGCUCUCAUCGUCUUUUCCGCCCUUCAAUUUCAUGAAACCAACGUCGCUAUAUUUAAUUGCGAGUUUUGCAUUCCAGAUGCCAAUCAGCUAUGGAAUAGAGUCCAACCGUUCCUAAUUGUCGCUCCCUGCAUAGUUGCUGCGUCGUGGUUCUUUUUGGUGUUCUGGAUCAAGCAGCUGUAUGCUGAGUUUGGAUGGGUUAUCUUCCAUGUCGUGGGGGCAAACCCGAAAUUCAAGUCGAUGUAUCAAUUCUAUCAAAUCUUCCUAUGCUUACUUAAAUUCGACUUCUUCUGUUUCGUGGGGGUGACUAUGCAGCUUCUCAUCGUUGUUCUCAACAAGGAUUCCGCUGAAUUUGGUGUCACAAUCGCUGCAAUUCCUGUCGUUUUGUUGCUUUUGGCUGGUUGCGCACGUGCUGUCAAGCACGAAGUUAAGUUGCUGAUGGCCUUUUCCCUCGCAUUGAUGCUACCUGCGAUGUCCUAUUUCUUGUACAAACUCGAUCGCUUCUAUGCGCCUUCCACCGAGGGCCAGUACGUUUCAACUCGCGCCACAUUGACUGUCUUCACCGUCGUCGCCUUCCUGCUCCUCUCAGCCACGCUCGCGAUCGGAAUCAAGUGCUUCCGUGACUUUGACAAGGGACUUUACGAUUCCAAGGCGCAUGGUCAGUCUUACACCCCUGUCAAGAUGCAGGUUAUGGACGUGUUUAGAAUGAGGGACAAGUCGGAGCAACAGUCACCAUAUUCCGCAGUCGGCGUUCCUCUUCAGCCACAGAUAUCCAUCGAGUAAUACACGUCUCAUACUUAGCAUGAACUUCACAAUGACUCGGGGACUACAAUCAAGAGGAUAUGGACAAGGUGCAUAUGUAAAGAUCUAUUCUUCAGCUGUUGGAAGUGGAGAGGAUCUCUUUUGUCUUAUUUAGCGUUCUACAGCUUGCGUAAUUCCUGUUAGCUAUUACUAUUAUACCCUUUAAGUAUGACGCCAAUCAGAAGGGGGACAGAAAACUGGAACUCCAAACACUACCGAA
This is a messenger RNA of Suillus subalutaceus, 1122 nucleotides long. RefSeq lists its product as uncharacterized. The record is from RefSeq and is a predicted model, not a curated record. The coding region runs from base 39 to 884 and encodes 281 amino acids. Lineage: Eukaryota; Fungi; Basidiomycota; Agaricomycetes; Boletales; Suillaceae. The transcript has 11 exons. Gene Ontology annotation, cellular component: Golgi apparatus.